AUGGUCUCUGUGUAUGAAAAUGUAGGAAAGCGACCAGUAGAUAUUAGAAGAAUGAUGAAUUUUCAGAGUAUGUUAUCUAAUUGUGCUCUGUUGGAUUUGAAUUACGCUAGUGCUCAUUACACGUGGUGCAACCAAAGACUAGGUGAGGAUCAUGUGAAAGAAAGGAUUGACAAGGCAGUGGGGAAUGUGGAAUUCAGAGAGGCUUUUCAAUUGGCUUUGGUGAUGCAUGUAGAGCCAGUGGGUUCAGACCACCAUAUUCUUGCUGUUGAUUGUGAGUUCAAGCAUGCUCGGACCCAGAGAUCCUUCAAGGUUGAAGCAGUAUGGCUUGAGCAUGAGGAUUACUUGCAAACAGUUGAAAAAGGUUGGCUACAGUGUAAUGUUUUGGGAAGAGAUAAGGUGGAGGAAUUGGUAUGCAGACUUGAAAACUAUAAGAGAGUCCUCUCUGAAUAG
Neltuma alba is the source of this 450-nucleotide messenger RNA. RefSeq lists its product as uncharacterized. The coding region runs from base 1 to 450 and encodes 149 amino acids. The transcript has a single exon. The record is from RefSeq and is a predicted model, not a curated record. Lineage: Eukaryota; Viridiplantae; Streptophyta; Magnoliopsida; Fabales; Fabaceae.